Capsicum annuum is the source of this 1063-nucleotide messenger RNA. RefSeq lists its product as uncharacterized. The record is from RefSeq and is a predicted model, not a curated record. The transcript is spliced from 3 exons. Bases 161 to 874 code for a protein of 237 amino acids. NCBI's taxonomy places the organism in Eukaryota, Viridiplantae, Streptophyta, Magnoliopsida, Solanales, Solanaceae.
UUUAUAUAACCUCUCUUUAUAUGAAAAAACAAAACACAGUUAGGUCAUAAGUUCUAUCUAGGUUUUUACUUUGGGAUUAAAAAUUGAGAUAAUAUUCGUGUUGGUGUGCCCAGAAGAAUCCAUUUAUUUGAUCUAUCAACAAGUAUCUGCAACCAGACAGAUGGGUGAACAAGUUGUCCCUCCUUGUGCCUCUCCCCGUAGCCUGUUCCUCCGCACUUGGGAGGUUUCCUCACAAACCUUGAAGGCUGUCGUUUCAUUUGUCAACAACUUUAGGUGUGAAGUGCCAUGGUUUGAUGCACCACCCAAUUAUGUUGGGCCUCUUAUUGAACUGUUGUGGGUGCAAAUUAUUAGCAAUCCCUCAAUAUGCAUUGCCUUUGCAUAUAGAAACUUAAUGAAUGGUCUGCGUGGUUACAAGAUCUCGCAAGUUCUCGGCCCGAUUCUCUUAUCUGGUGGGAUUAUAAACCAUUUUGUUGUGCUGUCUUUUGUUAUGUAUUGGUACUACGACAGGCCGUUCCGUUUAAUUGGUGCUGAGGCAAUAUUUUUGAUCGAGGUCAUUCCUAUGAUAGUGGCAUCUGCGUUGCAUCACCUUUUGGAGUUCAAUUAUGGUUAUCUGUAUCUACUGCUUGGCUUCACCAUGUAUGUCUAUGGCUGCGCGCACUUCAUGCACAUAGCGUAUGAUAUUGGAGUAAAAGACGUAUUGCUAGGAUUAGUAUUGCAGAUUCCUUUUUAUAUUGUGAACGGAAAGUUGUUAAUUAGAGCGUUGGCUUUGAGCUUCUGUGUUGUGUUAUGUUUCUGUAAAUACAUGAUGUAUUCUGCUCCUGAAUUACCUGAGCAUGGUAAAAGUACAAAGGAGUUGGAGCAGCUGCCUUGCUGAUGUGAAGGUGUUUAGAGAGGGCAAAUUUCAUGUAAUUUUACAGUAUCAUAAAUAAAUUAGGAGUCUUUGAUUCACAUUUGUUCUAGCUUAUUUUAUGCCCUUACCAUUGCGUAACCGUAUCAACGGAGAGCCAUGGGAUGAACUGAUUCAGUUUUUGUCAUUUAAUCUAGGUGCGAGUAUAUUUUGGAC